This is a messenger RNA of Ostrinia furnacalis (Asian corn borer), 2566 nucleotides long. Its product is annotated as transcription initiation factor TFIID subunit 1. The transcript has 4 exons. Bases 383 to 1741 code for a protein of 452 amino acids. NCBI's taxonomy places the organism in Eukaryota, Metazoa, Arthropoda, Insecta, Lepidoptera, Crambidae. The record is from RefSeq and is a predicted model, not a curated record.
GGCUGUAUUGUGAAACCGGAUCUCACGGCCGAUGCUAGUAAAAGUGUCAGAAUUCGAUAAUUCACGGCCAUUUUCUCUGUAAAGAAAAAUCACGAAAAUAAUCAGGCGGGAAAACGAUUUGCCGCGCGCGGUUAUGAACGCUUUCUAGGUCGCCGCAGGCUGCGUCAGCGCAGUGUCUCGCCCGCGGCGCCCGCGCGCACUCGUCCAGCAAACAACGUAUUGUUUACUCGCCGCGCGCUAUAAGCCCCCGACGCCGACUCGGAUCUCCACUCGCACCCGGCGCUCGUCGCUCAGUGUUGAAACCCUUUUCAGUUGACCAACUAGGUGAAAGGUUUAAAGUAUAAAGCAAAAAAAUACUUAGGAACAGCACAGACUGCACGAGAUGAGGCCAGUGAUCUGGCUUGCGUUCCUGGCGGCUUUGGCCGCCGCGGAAAUUGCUGAGGAGCCGUGGGUCGAGGAAGAGGAUGUGGAGGAGCCUUACAAUGAGGAGAGAGAGGAGGAAGUUCACUAUCGGAGGCGGAGAGAGGCGUAUGUGGAGGAUCCUUACGAGGAACAUUUGCGAGUGAAGAGACGCUGUGAAGAUGAGCCGGAAUACCGAGUGAGGCGUUCAGCUGACUACGUCAGAGUUCCACGUCAAGUGCAUCAGUACGAAGUGCACGAGUUUUCUGAUGACGCAAGUCCGUCGUCACCUCCGUACGAGGAGAUGCUCGCGGCAAGUGCCGAGCACUACCACCGGGUGUACGCCCCCGCGGGGCACGCUCGGUACCUCAACCCUGACGUGAGUGGUGUUCCGAUCUCUACUGUACCUGUGUCGUCCGUGCAGUUCGCCCCUAACCCUGCUUCAGUGCAUUCUCCCAUUCAGUUUGUUGCGCCUCCACAACUACACGCCGGAUUGGAGGCGACGCCCAGCCGUGUGAAUGUCCCUGUGCAGUUCGCUUCUAACCCCUCUGUGCAUUCCCCCGUGCAGUUUGUCGCUCCCCCCAAUGUCCAGGCGAGUGUGUCGUCGGUUCCUAACCCCGUGCCGGUGGCGGCGGCGGCCCCGCUGCAGCUGAAGCAGCUGGCCGGAGACCAGUUCGUGUCGGCGGCCGGCCACCACCACAAGCACGCGGGCCCGCACCACUCGGGCCACCAGCAGGGCGGCGGCCACAACAGGCAAGCCAAACACUACGCGGAUCAUGGAGGCAAGACCACCAAAGGCCACCACAGUGACCACCACGUCGACAAGGGCGCUAAAGGCUUCAAGACCGACGAGAGGCACCGCAAGGAGUACGAGGAAGCUGCAGGAAAGAAGAAAAAGCAUCACGACGAGGCUGGUCACAAAGGAAACCAUGAGGAAGAGGCCCAUGGGCACAGGGGAGCCAAGUUCGAUGAGAAGAAAGGACACAAGAAGGGACAUAAGACUAAGGGCUACCACAACAAGUACCACAAGGACGAGUUCCACAAGGAGCACAAGUUCUACGACGACUACCACAAGAGCGGCGAGCACCACCGCUACGGCAAGUUCCACGCCAAGCACGCCAGCAACGAGAGCGGCAAGAAGAAGGCGCACCACGUCAACGCGGGACACGACUUCGUGGAGCGAGGCAAGAAGGGAUACAGCAAUAAGGGUCACCAAGACUCCGAUCACAAAGGCUACAAUGGCAAGGAUGGUCACGAGGAGCACCAUCAACACCACUCCCAGCACGGCAAAAAGGGAGGCAAGGAGGGCGGCUCCCACUGGGGCUACGCCAAGAAGAGCUAAUCUGGACGCUGAUUACCUUAGGAACUUAAGUUUGGUCUUAUCAAACAGUGCUGUGGCAUCGGUAGUUAUUAUUUGUAUUUUGUUUAGUAAGUCUACAGUGAUCAAACAGUCGCCGCUGCAGCAGGUUUACAGCGAGUAUAUUAUCUACUGAAGAAACAGAAGUUACCUUGUAGUUAAUUCAGUUAUUCAGAAUUCUUUCUAUUGAUUCUAAUGUUUUUUUUUUGUCUAGAUGCUUUUCCAAGAAAUUGUUGAUGAUUUGAGCAGCAGUAUUACUAAAUUACCUACAUUUUCAGACAAUCGAAUAAAAUCAACCAAUUUUAACCAGACAGAAAAAAACAAGGGUCUCUUCAGUUGCAGAAUCCAAGCUGUCUUUGUCAUUUUUACGCAACACCCAAUUAGAUUCAAUUGUGCCUUUUUGUCUAAUUGUAAUUUCGAUGCUCUAUUAACUUUCAAAACACCAAUGUUCCCCAUUAAAUGAAGCGACAAAAACUGACCGUCACUUGAAGAAACGCAGGAAGACAUAAUUUACAUAACUUUAAACCCUAACGUCUUUAUAAAUACUUUUUUGUUGAUCUAUUUCAUUUUGUCUGUCGUUGGUUCUCACGCCGAAUUUCAUGGAUGUUGUUUAUUUGCAAUCACCUGUCUUAUCUGUAAAAAGACACUUAAAACUCCAUCAAGAGUCGAAUGAACUGCUCGAACAAACCCAUCUAGUUGCAUAACCGACUGAGACGAAUCGACCGACAACCCACUAACGAAACAUGAGCGAGCCCGCAUUUUUUGUUUCGUGUCCAUUUUUUCUACGAGUUGCACUGGUUUGAGCUAUAU